Molecule: messenger RNA, 1345 nt
Organism: Lacerta agilis (Sand lizard)
Lineage: Eukaryota; Metazoa; Chordata; Lepidosauria; Squamata; Lacertidae
Gene: IFT57
Product: intraflagellar transport 57
Biological process (GO): intraciliary transport; non-motile cilium assembly
Cellular component (GO): cilium; intraciliary transport particle B; Golgi apparatus
Source: RefSeq, a predicted model, not a curated record
CGGCUACGCCGCCGAUGCCGCCGGCCUCGCCGCUUGCGUGUUGUUGUGCUGGGCAACUCCGGGCUAGCUGAGUGAUGGUCAUGGCGGCCGCUGAGGAAGGCGACGCCGCGGCGGCGGCGGGGGCCGUGGAGCGGGGGCCCGGCGCGGUUUACCACAUGUUCGUCAUGAUGGAGGACCUUCUGGAGAAGCUGAAGCUGCUCAACUACGAGGAGGAGGCGGCGCUGCGGAGCCACAACAUGAGGCCGCCCUCCAGGCACUACUUUGCAUUGCCCAUUAACCCAGGUGAACAAUUCUACAUGUUCUGCACCCUUGCUGCCUGGCUAAUUAAUAAAGCAGGGCAUCCCUUUGAGCAGCCACAGGAAUAUGAUGACCCAAAUGCAACAAUAUCUAGCAUACUAUCAGAACUGCGGUCAUUUGGCAGAUCUGUGGAUUUUCCUCCUUCAAAGUUAAAGGCAGGUUAUGGAGAGCAAGCAUGCUAUGUUCUUGAUUGUUUAGCUGAAGAAGCCUUAAAAUACACAUCCUUUGCAUGGAAAAGGGCAACAUAUCCAACAGAGGAGCUAGAAGAAGAAGCAAUAACAGAAGAUGAUGCUGAACUGACCCUUAAUAAAGUGGAAGAAGUAAUUGCGAAGAGGACAGAUAAUGAAGAAAACUACAUUGAUCUGAAUGUUUUGAAGGCACAAACUUACAAAGCGGAUAUGAUUGAAUCAAAGCAAGAAGAGAUUUUAGAAUCCACAGUAGAUGCAGCUGAGUGGAACCUUGAAGUGGAACGGGUACUACCGCAGUUGAAAGUCACAAUCAGAACUGAUAAUAAGGACUGGCGAAUCCAUGUAGAUCAAAUGCACCAGCACCAAGAUGGAAUUGAAUAUGCUUUAAAAGAUACCAGGGGUUACCUCGACAAACUUCACAAUGAAAUAAGCAGAACUCUGGAAAAAGUGAGCAGUCGAGGAAAAGUAUAUACCAACCAGCUGGAGCAUUUGGUUCAAGAGUAUCGUUCUGCACAGGCACUUCUGAGUGAGGCCAAAGAGAAAUACCAACAAGGAAGUGGAGGAGUAACAGAGCGGGCUAGAAUUCUUUCUGAGAUAACCGAAGAAUUAGAGAAGAUAAAGCAGGAAAUGGAAGAAAAGGGCAGUAUGACUGAUGGAGCUCCCUUAGUAAAAAUUAAACAAGCUUUAACCAAACUGAAGCAAGAAACUAUUCAGAUGGACAUACGAAUUGGCGUGGUGGAACACACGUUACUCCAGUCAAAGCUGAAAGAAAAAUCAAAUAUGACUAGAGACAUGCAUGCUACAGUAAUUCCAGAUUCUCCAUUGUUGGCACCUAUUAAAUUUAGUUGAUUUUCUUUUUA